AUGUCGUCCAUUGUCGAUCUAGCUAAAACUAUAAUCAGUGAUCAAAGCGCCGCACUUGUGCAUGCGCUAUUGACGAACUCUAGUCGAACAAAUUUUAUUCGACCAAUAUCAUCAUCAUCAUAUAAUACAAACUGGAGUAUAUCACAUAUACCUGGUCCACCAUCAUCAUUUCUAACGCCUUUUUUCUCAUCGUCCUCAUCAUCAACGACAACAACAACAGCAACAGUUGCUUCAACAGAUAAUAGAUAUUAUCCAUUUUGGUUAUUAGUCAUUGUCGCUAUAUUUGGUAGUGUAACAUCCGUAUUAACUGUUUUGGGAAAUAUUCUUGUUAUGCUUGCAUUUUUUCUUGAUCGACAAAUUCGACAACCGACUAAUUACUUUAUACUUUCAUUAUCUGUUAGUGACUUUCUUAUCGGACUUUUAUCUAUGCCUAUAUUAACAAUAUACAUCUAUGCUAAAGAAUGGCCAUUGAAUGCUAUUAUAUGUGACAUAUGGCUUUCACUUGAUUAUACUGUUUGUCUUACAUCAAUUUAUACGGUGCUGUUCAUUACAAUCGAUCGUUUUUGUUCGGUUAAAAUGCCAGCAAAGUAUCGAAAAUGGCGUACUCGUAGAAAAAUUAAUAUUAUGAUUGCUGCGACAUGGGCAGUUCCUACUCUCAUCUUUUUUACAUCUACAAUGGUUUAUCCACGUGUAAGAAGUAUUUCAAAUAUGCAAAAUGGCGUUUGUGAUGUACAAUGGAAUAAAAAUCAUGUUUUUAAUUUAUGUUUAACCAUUGGAUAUUUUUGGACAACAUUAUUUGUCAUGAUAAUUCUAUAUAUUUUUAUAUAUGGUAUUAAAUAA
Messenger RNA from Rotaria sp. Silwood2, 840 nucleotides. The record is from the annotation of a GenBank genome assembly. NCBI's taxonomy places the organism in Eukaryota, Metazoa, Rotifera, Eurotatoria, Philodinida, Philodinidae.